Molecule: messenger RNA, 724 nt
Organism: Amyelois transitella
Lineage: Eukaryota; Metazoa; Arthropoda; Insecta; Lepidoptera; Pyralidae
Product: mitochondrial import inner membrane translocase subunit TIM14
Exons: 3
Coding region: 157-513 (118 amino acids)
Biological process (GO): protein import into mitochondrial matrix
Cellular component (GO): PAM complex, Tim23 associated import motor
Molecular function (GO): ATPase activator activity
Source: RefSeq, a predicted model, not a curated record
UUGUCACAAACGCCAAAAUAUAUAACAGUGAGAAAAGUGAGAAUCUUCAUUCAUGUUUCGUAAUUCUAAUAAUUUUGAAAAUAUUUAGAAUGCUUUUAGUUUUAUAUAGUUAAAAGUUAUGUCCAGUAUAUAAAAUAUUGAAAAAAAAAAUCUAAAAUGGCUAGUUCCAUCAUUUUAGCAGGAUUGGGAAUGGCAGCUGUUGGUUUUGCUGGCCGGUAUAUCCUAAGACAAGUACCCAAUGCCUCGUCAAAAUUUGCAGAAGCAAUGAAAAACUUACCUAGAUUUGACAGUGAGUCAUUAGCUAAUUCGAAAUACUAUAAAGGAGGAUUUGAACCCAAAAUGACCAAGCGUGAAGCUGCAUUAAUUUUAGGCGUCAGUCCCACUGCGAGUAAAGCAAAAAUAAGAGAUGCACAUCGAAAAAUAAUGUUACUGAAUCACCCAGACAGAGGCGGCUCACCAUUGAUUGCUGCAAAGAUAAAUGAAGCUAAGGAUGUGCUAGAAAGUGGGAAAUAAUAAGUGUAAGAUGUGGACAAAUCUAAUUGAAAGUUCUUAGAUCAAAUCAAUAAUUAGUUUGCAAUUAGUUAAGUUUCUAACCUAUGUAGGUUUCUUUUGAUUUUGCUCUAAUGAAUAAAACUGUUUUUUUUUUAUUUUAAUUUAAAUUAUGGAGAUUUUUAUUAAUGAAGAACCUUUGUUUUCUUGCAUUUUUUAAUUAGAAAAAACAAGU